AUGGGAGAGGACACAGCGGUGCUUAAGAAAGUCUUGAUAUCUGGCGGAACUGGCUUUGUGGGUGCAGCUAUUGCCCGCGCAGUGUCAGAGAAGCAUCCGGAGUGUGCUAUCGUCAUUAUCGACCUCAAUCAACCUGGACCUACUCAUGCAAUUCCAGAAGAUGUUUUGUUCAUCCGAGUUGACAUCACCGACUCAGAUGAAGUUUGCAAAGUAAUCCAGCAGGAAGAACCGGACAUUGUUAUCCAUACCGCUGGAAUAGUUCCAGUUCUCAGUGAGCGGUUUGGACGAAGACUCGAGAGUCAAGUCAGAAAGAUCAAUGUCGACGGCACGAAGAAUAUGCUCACAGCUGCCAAAGCUGCCAAAGCAAGAGGUUUCAUUUAUACCAGCACCUGUUGUGUUUUGACGGAUGAUAUGUGCAUGCCUUAUGCAAAUAUUGACGAGCGAUGGCCCAUACCCCAUUCGUCUCUCAUUUAUGGCGAAUCCAAGGUUCCGUCCGCGUUCAACGCUGCUGCCGCAGAAGCUCUGGUGCUUCGAGAGUCGAGCGACACAAUGGCCACAUGUUCCCUUCGGCCAUCGGUGCUCUGCGGGCCUGGUGACUAUCAACUACUGCCUGCGAUACAUGCAUGCAUUGCCAAGGGCGAGACUCCCUUUGUCAUCGGAGACGGCUUCAAUCUGUGGGACGUUACCUAUGUCACCAACGUUGCAGACGCACAUGUUCUGGCCGCCGAGAACUUAAUGACCUCCAAAACUGCGGCCGGUGAGGCGUUCUUCAUCCAGAACAACGAGCCCAUCACAUUUCGAGACUUUUGUCUGGCAGUAUGGUCUCAUUUCGGUCAUAUUCCGCCAUUCGAGAUCCACAUUCCUCAACCAUUGGCUUACAUAGCUGGCUUUGUGUCCGAAUGCUCGACAUGGAUGUCCGGUACCACGCCGACUUUGAGCCGUGGAAGUGUGAAAGAUGCAUGCUCAACCCGGUAUGCUAGUGGAGAGAAAGCAAGACGGAUCUUAGGGUAUGAGGCUCGUAUCGGAAUCGAGGAAGGUAUACGACUGAGCUGCGAGAUUUCCACCUCAAGCGGUCCAAAGCAACCGUCGCCGGAUUUUGACUUUCGUAUGGCGUACGGUGGGCUGCCAGGAAUUUCGCACAGCCAAGGGGGUAUGCCUUUCUCGCCUGUUGCGUCGCUACCGCGCCCAGGUACACUGUAUCAGGAUUGGGACCAUCCUGCGCGUCUCCCCGCAGAAUCACUGAGGCAUGAUUACGAAUUGGCCAAGCCCAUGGAGACACAGGAGUACCUCAUCGAGAGAAAUAGCCGGCGUAAUGCUGAAAAGGUGAAGGCCACUACACGGUACCACUCUCAGAGACGACCCUCGAACCGUGACGAGUUUGACGGACCCCAUCAGUUGCUGAAGCCACCAUCCCUGCGCGUCAUUGAGGAGCAGGGCAGAGAGCUCCCUCAUCUUCCUACUAAUCUUGAUGUUUCAGAGCAAGAUCGAAUCUUGAACGCAGUUAAUGACCGCUUGUCGCAGUGUGCAUUUGACUUUGUUGCCAAGUACCAGUUCCCCAUCCCGUUGGAAGCAGACAAGAGAGAGGUGAGGAUUCCCUCGGACCGCGAAUGGACCGAGUGGGUAUAUCUCUUGAAAAGGCUGGCCACCAAGCGCCGCAUACCUGCCCGGGUUCUUUACAAUGGCCAGAUCAAACAAUUUGUGACAGUAUUGGAAAAUUCCCUGGAAAUGAGACAUGCUGCCAAACAUCAGUCCAGACCCAUCAAGGAUGAUCGCAAUGUGCUCCAGCUCAUCUCAGCCGGCACACAGGUUGCCAAAAUGCUCAAAGAUGCCAGUGCCAUGGAAUAUCUGGACAAACUUUAUGUUGAUACCGAAAAACGUAUUCAUGAUCGGCGCAGUCGGCGCGUGAAAUUCGCCAGCCCUUGA
Aspergillus thermomutatus is the source of this 1923-nucleotide messenger RNA. RefSeq lists its product as uncharacterized. The coding region runs from base 1 to 1923 and encodes 640 amino acids. NCBI's taxonomy places the organism in Eukaryota, Fungi, Ascomycota, Eurotiomycetes, Eurotiales, Aspergillaceae. The transcript is spliced from 3 exons. Gene Ontology annotation, molecular function: 3-beta-hydroxy-Delta5-steroid dehydrogenase (NAD+) activity. Gene Ontology annotation, biological process: steroid biosynthetic process. The record is from RefSeq and is a predicted model, not a curated record.